Molecule: messenger RNA, 3451 nt
Organism: Papaver somniferum (opium poppy)
Lineage: Eukaryota; Viridiplantae; Streptophyta; Magnoliopsida; Ranunculales; Papaveraceae
Product: receptor-like serine/threonine-protein kinase NCRK
Exons: 12
Coding region: 1232-3211 (659 amino acids)
Biological process (GO): protein phosphorylation
Molecular function (GO): ATP binding; protein kinase activity
Source: RefSeq, a predicted model, not a curated record
AUCUAGUUUAGAUUAAGGUGACAAGGUUGAGAUAUAUGUAUUUGACAAAAGGAUUACCAAGAUUAUCUCUUCUUUCAUUUCCAUAUCAUCAAAGCAAGACCAUCGUCUUUCUGUGAUCGAUGGAUGCAUUUCCGGCACCAUCAAAUCAAUUCUCCCAUUAAACUAAUAAUCAACUAAAGAUUGUUCAUAACUAGACAACCCGUAAUUCCAUCAAAGCCCCAAAUUUGUUUUAAACCCUUCAGAACUAAUUAGUUUGAGCUACAAUCACAAAAGUUUCUAAUUACGGACAAAAUCCUAUCUCAAGUUAAGCAAUCACAAAACCUUACAAAUUCCUAACCGUUUCCGGCCACCUUAGAUAUGUUAAGUCAUUGAUAGGAAUGAUUAAUCAAAUCUUAUAGUUUUGGACUUUUAGACUGGGUUAAAAUACGAUUAGUGUAUUCAUUUGAUUUGAUUUUAUUGUAAAUCAGGACUUCAUAAAUUUAUAUUUAUAUUGAAAAUAUAUUAUGUACAGGAAAUUAAGCUAAACGGUGUUAACGGCGUAAUCUCUAGACACGUGUUUGUUGUUUCAUUCGCAGGGACAAGGAGACAGGCAGAUUUCUAAGACAGAGGAUCUGGAGCCCUCUUGAUAGGGAUAUACAACACCAUAUUAAAUCACAACAAAGGCUCCUUAGUCCUUGCCGGUAGCCACCUUUGCAUUCAUUAAAGCGUCACACAUAUUUUAAGUUGAACUCAUGAAACGCAACGCGGGGACCACAUUCUGUAGCACAACGCGAGUUUAUCGCAUCUCGAGGGAGCUCUCUUUUUUCUCGACCUUCUUUAGUUACUUACUGGCUUCGGUCACUCUCCCUCCCUUUCCCACUCACUCACUCUGAAGUUUGAGCUAUAUAAAAUUUCUUCAUCCUGUCAAAGUUAGAAACCGUGAUUACUUCCUUUUCUUCCUCUUCUUUCACGUCUUCUUUCAGACAUAGCAGAAUCUGACAUUCAUUAAUCAAUUUCAGCUCUACGAUACAAAUUCGUGAAGUAGUGGUUGUUAUCUGAAUUCAGAAUCCCAUUUCCGAGCUUUCAUGAUCUCUUGACGAUUCAACGAAUCUCAAAUUAGCGACAGUGUAGAGUGGGUGGUGGUGGGGGAAGACCUCUGCGGAUGAAGACUUUCAAUUUCCGAUAUUCUGCAAGGUAGAGCUUAUGAUCAUAAACAUUAGGAUUGGAGGUCCCUAAUAAGCUGGCCAAAAAGAUGAAGAUCAGAUUUAGACUCACCAUUGCUUGUAUUGGUAUCCUUGUUUCACUUCAGUGCAUUUCUUGCGAUGAGCAACCUCAAGGGCCUGGUCUAAACAAAUGGAUAUGCUCAUGUGCCUCCACUAAUCGAGGGAAUGCCACCUACUCAAUUGCUGCAAACUGUUCCACGCUUUGUGAUUGUAAUCCUGAAGAACCUGUAGGGGGUUCAAGUGGAGAAACAUGGACAUGUCUUUGUUCUGCUGAAGGAUUUCCUAAAGUGCCUGACAACUUCCAUGAUUCCAGUUGUUUUACAGGCUGCAACUGCACAUUAGGUUCUGCUGGUGAGCGUAAAGUAGCGAGCAAGGGCAUUACAAGCAAGGUUGUUGUCUAUGUUCUCUUACUGAGUGUUGUGCUCACAACUCUUGCCUUUCUUGCUUCUCUGGGAUGCUAUGUUUAUCGAAGGGAUAAAUAUCCGAUGCAACCACCGAUUUUCUCAUCAGACAAGGACACAAGCUGCAAUAGUGCAACCAACCUCAUAAGUCAUGCGUCAACAUCAACAUCAUCUGUAUCAACUUUCAAACUCAAUACAAGUUCCUCAGUCAACCCUCUGUCAGGAUGCAUUAGAAAGGUAGCUUUCAUGUUUAGGACCAAAAGUGGAACUUUACCUGGAACCAUUUACCAAUUUUCGUACACUGAAUUGGAGCUUGCAACACACAAGUUUGACAAGUCUAAUCUCAUUGGGCUCGGAGGUAGUAGCCAUGUUUACCGUGGUCAGCUUAAAGAUGGUAGAACUGUAGCUAUAAAGCGACUAAAAACUCAAGGAGGGCCCGAUGCCGAUAAUGUUUUUCUAACUGAGAUUGAACUGAUAUCCAGACUCCACCACUGUCAUAUAAUUCCUUUACUUGGCUACUGCUCAGAAUCCCAAGGAAAACAAGCUGAAAGGCUAAUAGUGUUUGAAUACAUGCCUAAUGGUAAUCUUAGAGAUUGUUUGGAUGAGGUUCAAGGGAAAGAACCAAUGGAUUGGGUGACGCGAAUUAGGAUUGCACUUGGAGCUGCAAGAGGUCUGGAAUACCUCCAUGAAGCUGCUGCUCCCAGGAUUCUUCACAGAGAUGUCAAGUCAACCAAUAUUCUUCUAGAUGAUAAGUGGAGAGCUAAGAUAACGGAUCUCGGUAUGGCUAAACGGUUAAAGACAGAUGACCUUCAAAGUGCUCCAACUUCUCCUGCAAGAAUGCAAGGCACUUUUGGAUAUUUUGCCCCAGAGUAUGCAAUUAUUGGAAGGGCCUCCCUUAAAUCAGAUGUUUUCAGUUUUGGAGUGGUGCUUCUUGAGUUGAUCAGUGGUCGUCACCCUAUUCACAAAUCACCUGAUAAAGGAGAUCAAAGUCUUGUAAUAUGGGCUGCCCCUCGUUUGAAGGAUAGUAAGCGGGUAAUAUCAGAACUUGCUGACCCACUUCUGAAAGGUAACUAUCCAGAAGAAGAAAUGCAGGUGAUGGCAUAUUUAGCAAAGGAGUGCCUUUUGUUGGAUCCUGAUUUUCGACCAUCCAUGAGUGAGGUUGUUCAAAUCCUUUCUACCAUUUCUCCAGAUAAAUCAAGGAGACAAAGUUUUCCUGUAAAUCUUUUUCAGAACUCUUUAAACAGGAGUAUGAGAAGUUUAGUGGAGAUUGAGAAGACUGAUGAGCUCACUGAAAAUUCAACUGGUAGUAGCAUGAGAGCUACAGUCGAAAUUGAGAAAAACGACGAGCUGACUGAAAAAUCAACAGUUGCGGAGGAGUUGAAACGAACUACAUCUGAGAGAUGGUCUCCUAGGUGUUCUUUGCCAUUAAGCUUGGACCGUACCCUAUGUAUAAAUGGGGAAGUAGCUCUCUCAGCCGAUUAUAUGGAAAGAUUGGUUCUAUUAACUUCUAAAGGAAGAAGUUGGCGUGCGCACCCAGACGACGAGACAGUAGACCUGACAGAACCACGGUUUGAGUCAUUCUUGCAAGCAAACGUGCUUUCUGUAUAAAUAAAAGAGAAGUUACAAGUACUAGUAGUCUAGUACAAUCAGAAGCCAGGUAUUGGAAAGAAAUUUGUGAAAGCAAUUUCCUUUUUCGGCUAUGUUUCUGUUACUGUUGUGCUCAGUUGAUUAAUCCCAAAAUUUGUAUAACUAUUUUUUCUAGUGGUUUUUACAUGCGUUUACUUAAUGUACAGUAAAUACUAUAAAACAAGGAGGAUCAUAAUCUAGAACAAUCACUCUUCUAUGUGA